AUGGCGGAGCUGCCGAUCCAGAUCUCCCGGCUGCCCCUGUCGCUGCUGACGCCUCGCAAGCCCUCGCUGCACUGCUGCCUCGUCUUCCGCAACUUCUACGUGGCCUGGCUGCGGAUCGUGCAGGUCAACACCGAUGGCUCGAGCACGGAGCUGGCCAUGGCCUACCCGCUCAUGCAGCAUGUGCACUGCGAAGACGAUGCGCAGACCUGGCAGAUCAUCAAGCUGGACCAGCUGCCCGUGAGCUGGAAUCCACACGUCUUCGACAGCCUCUGCGUGUAUCUGUCGCAGCCGUCGCCGCUGUGGGAGGCCUGGGAGCUGCGCAAUGUCAAGUUGUACGUACUGCCUGAGGAACCGGACGAGGACCGCCUCACGCAGCUGCUAGAACGGCGAACCUCUCGUUCAACUUUAGGGCAGGGCGGCGUUGGAUUUGAUGCCUCUGUAAAUCCUGUCGAGGAGCAAGCCACUCGCUGUUUAGAUUUAGUGCUGAGGCUACGCGAGCUGCUGCAGAACUAA
Messenger RNA from Phytophthora sojae, 513 nucleotides. RefSeq lists its product as hypothetical. Lineage: Eukaryota; Oomycota; Peronosporomycetes; Peronosporales; Peronosporaceae. The record is from RefSeq and is a predicted model, not a curated record. Gene Ontology annotation, cellular component: nucleoplasm. The coding region runs from base 1 to 513 and encodes 170 amino acids. The transcript is spliced from 3 exons.